AUGCUUCAAGCGCAGACCCAGCACGUCUUCUCUCACCAGCAUCAAUACCCCCAGGCUGAUCCUUCGUGGAUGCAGCAUCAGCAACAGCAACAGCACCACCAGACUCAGCCGCACCCACACCAGUCGCAGCAGCAGCACGCUUCCCUGGUCGCCCAACAGCAUGCCCAGGUGCAAGCUGCCGCUGCCGCAGCACAGCAACAACACUAUGGCCGCAUUGCCAUGAGCGGUAAUGGCACUGGAAACCCCACACAGGGAGCCGGUGGCGCCGGCGGCAUGGGUGGAGAUGGUAUGUCAAGUGCGGCCUCCGCCAUGGACGGUGGAGUCAGUGAGGAGAAUCGCAAGGUUUUCAUUUGGGUCGCCGAGUUAUUGGAUCCAGCUCGCAGAGAAUCUGCUUUGAUGGAACUGAGCAAGAAACGGGAACAGGUCCCCGAACUGGCCCUGGUUAUCUGGCACUCUUUUGGUGUCAUGACUGCGCUCCUUCAAGAAAUUAUUUCGGUAUAUCCGCUCUUGAACCCUUCUCAGCUGACUGCCGCUGCGUCAAAUCGAGUCUGCAAUGCGCUGGCGCUUUUGCAAUGCGUCGCAUCCCACAAUGAGACCCGAACUCUAUUCUUGAACGCUCACAUCCCUCUUUUCCUCUACCCCUUCCUCAACACUACCUCCAAGUCUCGUCCCUUCGAAUACCUCCGACUAACAUCGCUGGGCGUCAUCGGCGCAUUGGUGAAGAAUGACUCCUCUGAUGUGAUCAACUUCCUCCUAACUACGGAGAUCAUCCCUCUCUGCCUGCGCAUUAUGGAGACGGGAUCAGAGCUGAGCAAAACUGUUGCUAUCUUUAUCGUACAGAAAAUUCUUCUUGAUGAUAUCGGCUUGGGCUACAUUUGCGCGACAUAUGAAAGAUUCUAUGCUGUAGGCACUGUCCUGAGCAACAUGGUUACACAGUUGGUGGAGCAACAGACUGUCCGUCUUCUGAAGCAUGUUGUGCGCUGCUUCCUUCGACUCAGUGACAAUAGCCGGGCCCGAGAGGCCUUGCGACAAUGUCUUCCCGAACCUCUUCGGGACGCCACGUUCUCCUCCGUCCUCCGUGACGAUGCAGCCACCAAGCGCUGCCUGGCUCAACUCCUCAUCAACUUGUCCGACACCGUCUCGGAUGGAGCCCCGGCAGCCAUGUAA
Penicillium vulpinum is the source of this 1167-nucleotide messenger RNA. RefSeq names its product Rcd1-like cell differentiation family protein. The coding region runs from base 1 to 1167 and encodes 388 amino acids. Gene Ontology annotation, cellular component: CCR4-NOT core complex; CCR4-NOT complex; P-body. Gene Ontology annotation, biological process: negative regulation of translation; mRNA catabolic process. The record is from RefSeq and is a predicted model, not a curated record. Lineage: Eukaryota; Fungi; Ascomycota; Eurotiomycetes; Eurotiales; Aspergillaceae. The transcript is spliced from 4 exons.